AUAUUCAGCACCUCUUAUUACGCGGUCAUUCCUUAUGCAAUAUUAUGGUAAUAAAACCCCUUCUGUCACUAUUCCUACUUCAUUAUUUGAUUUUAUUGUGAAAGUUUUCACAGCAAUGAGUUUAGAAAGUAAAGAAUUAUUACAAAAAUCACUUGGGUUUGGGUUAAAAGAAAAUGUAAUUUAUCUUCUAGAACAAACAUGGCAGAAAGAAUUUUACAGAAUUGGACAACGUCAGUUUGGACAUUGUUAUUUUUUAUCAUGUGAUGUAGGUGCUACUUUUGCAUGUGAUGGAUAUAUCAAUUUCUAUGUGGGUGGACAAUUGAAAUCUUAA
Messenger RNA from Diversispora eburnea, 331 nucleotides. The record is from the annotation of a GenBank genome assembly. NCBI's taxonomy places the organism in Eukaryota, Fungi, Glomeromycota, Glomeromycetes, Diversisporales, Diversisporaceae.